Zea mays is the source of this 1941-nucleotide messenger RNA. RefSeq lists its product as uncharacterized. Gene Ontology annotation, molecular function: aspartic-type endopeptidase activity. The transcript is spliced from 7 exons. Bases 85 to 1716 code for a protein of 543 amino acids. Lineage: Eukaryota; Viridiplantae; Streptophyta; Magnoliopsida; Poales; Poaceae. Gene Ontology annotation, biological process: proteolysis. The record is from RefSeq and is marked validated.
CACCUCGGCCCGCCCCACCUUUCUUGCCGCCCCUGCACUGCACGCCUCCCCGUGCUCGAUCUCGGUGCUCCACGCCACCACGUCAUGGCUCACGCUCGCUCCAGCCACCGCCGCACGGGCCUCCUCCUGGCCAUGGCCGUCGUCGUCGUGGCGUCGCUUAUCGCCGCCGCGGACGCGUCCAGCUUCGGGUUCGACCUCCACCACCGGUUCUCCCCGGUGGUCCGGCGGUGGGCGGAGGCCCGGGGCGGCCCUCUCGCCGCGGACCAGUGGCCGGCUCGAGGCACGCCGGAGUACUACUCCGCGCUGUCCCGCCACGACCGCGCCCGCCGCGCCCUCGCUGGCGGCGCCGACGACGGGCUCCUCACCUUCGCCGCCGGCAACGACACCUACCAAUCCGGAACGCUGUACUACGCGGAGGUGGAGCUGGGCACGCCGAACGCGACGUUCCUGGUGGCGCUGGACACCGGCAGCGACCUCUUCUGGGUGCCGUGCGACUGCAGGCAGUGCGCGACCAUCCCCAGCGCCAACGGGACGGGGCAGGACGCGCCGUCGCUGCGCCCCUACAGCCCGCGGCGGUCGUCGACGAGCAAGCAGGUGGCGUGCGACAACCCGCUGUGCGGGCAGCGGAACGGAUGCUCCGCCGCGACCAACGGCAGCUGCCCGUACGAGGUCCAGUACGUGUCCGCCAACACGUCCUCCUCCGGGGUGCUGGUGCAGGACGUGCUCCACCUCACACGGGAGCGCCCGGGCCCCGGCGCCGCCGGGGAGGCCCUGCAGGCGCCCGUCGUGUUCGGGUGCGGGCAGGUGCAGACGGGCGCGUUCCUGGACGGCGGCGGCGGCGCCGUCGACGGCCUCAUGGGGCUCGGCAUGGGCAAGGUGUCCGUGCCCAGCGCGCUCGCCGCCAGCGGCCUCGUCGCGUCCGACAGCUUCUCCAUGUGCUUCGGCGACGACGGCGUCGGCCGCGUCAACUUCGGCGACGCCGGCAGCCGCGGCCAGGCCGAGACGCCGUUCACCGUCCGGAGCUUGAACCCGACGUACAACGUUAGCUUCACGUCCAUCGGCGUCGGCAGCGAGUCGGUGGCAGCGGAGUUCGCCGCCGUCAUGGACUCCGGCACGUCCUUCACGUACCUCAGCGACCCGGAGUACACGCAGCUCGCCACCAAAUUCAACUCCCAGGUCAGCGAGAGGAGAGUGAAUUUCAGCAGUGGCUCUGCAGAUCCUUUUCCCUUCGAGUACUGCUACAGACUCAGCCCUAACCAGACAGAGGUGGCGAUGCCGGACGUGAGCCUGACGGCCAAAGGGGGAGCCCUGUUCCCGGUCACCCAGCCGUUCAUCCCCGUCGGCGACACGACCGGCCGUGCCGUCGGCUACUGCCUGGCGAUCAUGAGGAACGACAUGGCCAUCGGCAUCGACAUCAUCGGCCAGAACUUCAUGACCGGGCUCAAGGUCGUCUUCGACAGGGAGAGGUCCGUCCUGGGCUGGGAGAAGUUCGACUGCUACAGGAACGCGAGGGUGGCGGACGCGCCGGACGGGAGCCCGGGCCCGAGCUCGGCCCCGGCGGCGGGGCCGACCAAGAUCACGCCGCGGCAGAACGACGGCAGCGGCAGCGGGUACCCCGGCGCGGCGCCCCUGCCGAGGUCUGCCGGCUCGCGCAACGCCGCCGCCGCGCUGGGACUGGGAUGCCUCUACCUGCUGCUGGCCGCAGCGCUUGUCUGACACCGCCGGUGACUGGAUCGUUUUCGUGUACAGACAUAGAUACUGCUCCCGUUUCGGUUCAGAGUUCAGAUGCAUAGAAAAUCAUUCGUUGUAGGCUAAUGGGAUAGGAUAAAAAUUUUGCUGAUCGAUGUGGGUGAUACGAUGUUACUCAGUGGCUGAUGGAAGCCAUUUCUGAAUUCUGGAAUUCUACGAACGAGGAAUAUACCAAUAAAAGCUAUUUUUUUA